Messenger RNA from Strongylus vulgaris, 909 nucleotides. Lineage: Eukaryota; Metazoa; Nematoda; Chromadorea; Rhabditida; Strongylidae. The record is from the annotation of a GenBank genome assembly.
AUGGCAGAGAAAGAUUUUGAAGCGUUUCGUUCGGCUUUGACAAGUCAUCGAUGUAAAACUUUCCUCAAAAAGAUUCACAAAAUGGGAUUUGUACCAGGCUAUCAUGAAAGCGAUGUCAUUUCUCCUAGCAGGGCAUGCACAAAGCAAAAAGAGGAGGUUAUUCCCAGAAAGAGGUCUAAUAUUGAGAAAGAAAGGCGUUUUCCUGUCGUUUACGGCGAUGAUGAGAUAUUUAGCGAUGUUAACUAUGAUAUCUGUGAUACCUACGCAGCGUCAAUGAGUGUUGUUUUAGAUAGAUCUGAAAAGGUGGCCAAGGAAGUUGAGUCGAGCGCUAAUGGUUUUGAUGAAGCCCAGGAAGUAGAUCAGAUUGCUGAUGGACCUCCUGAAAGCAAUGGCACUUUGAACAUUGUCUCAUUUGCAUUUAACCCGGACAAAGAGGCUUACCUUAUCGCAAAAAACGCAUUCGAAUAUUAUAAAGAUGAUGAGGAAAUUAUUAAAUAUUGGUAUCAGCGCUACCGGCUUUUUUCCAAGCUUGAUAAAGGUGUUCUCAUGGAUCGAGAGGGGUGGUUCUCGGUGACGCCUGAACGAAUAGCAGAACAUAUCGCAGAUCGAAUAGUUAGACGGAAAGAAAUGCUGGUUGUAGAUGCAUUCGCCGGUGUUGGUGGGAACAGCAUCCAGUUGGCGAUUAAAGGAGCACAAGUUAAGAUGAUCGCGAUUGAUUUGGAUCCGAUACGGUUGAAAUGCGCCAGGGAGAAUGCAAAGGUGUAUGGUGUCGAAAAUCGCAUUGAGUUUAUCUGUUGCGAUUUCUUUCAUUUUGCAGCUAAAUGGACAGAAAACAUUGGAAAAUCUGCGGAUGUGGAUGCAGUAUUCCUCAGCCCGCCUUGGGGAGGCCCCAGCUAUUUGAAGUCGGAG